This is a messenger RNA of Neoarius graeffei (lesser salmon catfish), 2922 nucleotides long. RefSeq names its product sterol-C5-desaturase (gene sc5d). NCBI's taxonomy places the organism in Eukaryota, Metazoa, Chordata, Actinopteri, Siluriformes, Ariidae. The record is from RefSeq and is a predicted model, not a curated record. The coding region runs from base 33 to 995 and encodes 320 amino acids. The transcript has 5 exons. Gene Ontology annotation, molecular function: iron ion binding; oxidoreductase activity.
GCCAAUCAAAUCUACGGAAAGAUGGUUACGUCAUGCGGAAGUGUAUCGCUAUUGGCUGCUUCUUUGUGCUGAAGCGAAUCAGGUCUGUGUACAGACCAUCAGUGAAGUGUCUGAAGUCCAGCUGUGUGCUGAUCAGGAUGGACCUGGUCCUGAAUUUUGCCGACUCUCAUUUCUUCAGUCCGUAUGUGUACCUGACCUCCUGGCCUGAAGAUGAGCCCCUUCGACAGAUUAUUGGGCUGCUGGUGGUCACUAACCUUGGCGCUGCAGUUUUGUAUCUUGGCCUGGGAGCUUUAAGCUACUACUUCAUCUUUGACCACAAUUUAAUGAAACACCCUCAGUUUUUAGAGAACCAGGUGAGACGUGAAAUAAAGUAUGCUCUGACAUCUUUGCCAUGGAUCAGCAUUCCUACAGUUGCACUGUUCUUCGCUGAAGUACGAGGUUACAGCAAGCUCUAUGACAAUGUUAAUGAAUCUCCACUGGGGUGGCCAGGACUGAUCUGUAGUAUGUUCUCCUUCCUCCUUUUUACUGAUAUGUGCAUCUAUUGGAUUCACCGAUUCCUGCAUCACAAACUGAUCUAUAAGCAUUUCCAUAAACCUCACCACAUCUGGAAGAUCCCGACUCCGUUCGCCAGCCAUGCUUUCCACCCCGUAGACGGCUUUCUUCAGGGCCUGCCCUACCACAUCUAUCCUUUCCUCUUCCCCCUGCACAAGGUACUCUACCUGGGCCUCUAUGUGUUUGUUAACAUAUGGACCAUCUCCAUUCACGAUGGUGACUACUGGGUCCCACGGCUGCUGGAGAAAUUCAUCAACGGAGCUGCUCAUCAUACUGAUCACCAUCUGUUCUUCGACUAUAACUAUGGUCAGUAUUUCACGCUUUGGGAUCGCCUAGGAGGCUCGUACAGGCAUCCAUCAGCUCUAAUGGGGAAAGGGCCGCUUGAGUGCAUCAGGAACCUAAAGAGCUCAUUAAUCAAGAAUGCUAAUGGUAAAGAAGAGUAGCUUGCCAACGUCAUAACACUGUUCCUUCAGAAACAUCGACAUCCUUAAACAAGCCUUUAUGUUUUAAGGUGUGUCUUUUGCAUCAAUGAAAUGUGCUCUUAAGCUUCUAGAGCAGGGGUUCUCAAACAUUUUGCAGCCCAAAACUUAAAAAAAAAAAAAAAUGUGAACUAGCUGUAAACUGGAUUCAAACUUUGCACUCUCAGAACACAUUUUUAUUAAAACUGUCUUUCCAUUUAUUAUUACAGUCCUGCAUGUUUUUGGGUUACAGAUUUCUUUCUUUAAACCCAUCACAUUCAAGCAAUCAGGAAAAUAUCCUAUUAACUUUAAAAACAGAUACUGAAAGAAAUACAAAUAAAAUCAGAAGAUUUAUGCCCAGGUCAGACGGCAGGCUGCAACUAGUUUUCAACUACUUGCGUCUACCUGCAAUAACAAAAUCGCAGGUAGAUGCAAGACUGGUCUUGCAUCAACGCAUGACAACGCAGAUAAUGGCAGAGUGUUGCAAAGGGUCUUUAGUAGAGGCAGGUUGACGCAAAUGGAUCACAAUCUGUUCGCAUUUCAGCUGCGAUUCGCUUCCAAUCGGUGCAAAUAGCAGGUUGACGCAUGUAGAAGGCAGGUCUUCAUCUGGAUGGCAGAGGACUGGAGGGGAGGAGCCGACAGGAGAAAUACAGGAAUGGGUAAUUAGAGAAAAAACGGAGAUUAGAGAUCAGCUGCCAAAUGAGCGCAAAAGGAAAAAAGCAUGAUGGAGUCCAGAAACGCAGCCCCACAAUCAGAAAGAGCUCUCAGUUCAAAGAACAUUCAGAAGUUCAAAGCGCUUCCGCGUCGGGAAAACAACACGCUCACAGUCCCAAUAAAAGAUAUCCACAGAAGAGCGAAAUUCUCCACAGUGCGCAGCAAAGUAACAAAAUAGAGUACAAAAACCAGAGGGGAAAGGGGGCGAAAAACCAUGUCCUGAGGCGAAGACAAUCCCGCGCUGAAUGAAUAUCCGAGUGGUAUAAUAUAGAGUUGUGGAUGAGCUGAUGAGAGACAGGUGUGCUGGCCUCAGUGCGGGGAAAGCUCGGGGGAAAACCAGGGAAUGGGGUGAAACAUCCGAUAAGAACCUAGAUGUUCCCGGCUGGCUCGUGACAAGAUUCAGCUUAAAAACUCUGCGUCUUGUAAUACAUCUGACCACAAUGAAGGAUUUGACGCAAAAUGCCUGCAUCCACCUGCGGUUGGUUGCCACCUGACUGAUCACGGGUUGCAGCAUGCGUCUUUCUGCCAUCUGACCUGGGCAUUAAAGAAAGAAAUCACAGACCCCUGGAUGUGCUUCACUGACCCUUUUGGGGAUCCAGUUUUAAGAACUAAGGCUCUAGAUGAAUCCCUGAGUUUGAAAAGUAGUAUAUCAGCUUGAGGGCGGCACGGUGGUGUAGUGGUUAGCACUGUCCCCUCACAGCAAGAAGGUCCUGGGUUCAAGCCCAGUGGCUGACGAGGGCCUUUUUGUGUGGAGUUUGCAUGUUCUCCCCAUGUCUGUGUGGUUUUCCUCUGGGCGCUCUGGUUUCCCCCACAGUCCAAAGACAUGCAGGUUCGGCUAAUUGGUGGCUCUAAAUUGACCGUAGGUGUGAGUGUGAAUGAUUUUGUCUCUAUGUGUUAGCCCUAUGAUGACCUGGUGACUUGUCUAGGGUGUACCCCGCCUCUCACCCAUAGUCCGCUGGGAUAGGCUCCAGCUUGCCCACGGCCCUGCACAGGAUAAGCGGCUACAGAUAAUAGAUGGAUGGAUGGAUGGAUGGAUGGAUGGAUAUAUAUGUUUGAAUACACUUUUUUCAAUGUGUUGCCAAAUACACACUGAUCAGCCAUAACAUUAAAACCACCUGCCUAAUAGUGUGUAGGUCCCUCUUAUGCCGCCAAAACAGUUCUGACUCAUCGAGGCAUGGACUCCACAAGGCCUCUAAAG